AGUCUUUGGCAUAGGCCAGUGAGCAAAGAUUCAUUUGUAGUCUCACAUUAUUCACAGCUGAGACAAAAAAGGUUUCACACAGGAAGUAUUCUGAACAAAUUUUGGGUCACAUAUUCAUUCACCUCCCAUACGGCAGAUCACCCACAGGAGACACUUCUUGUUUGAGGACAAAAUGAAUAAAACCUCUUGCUCUAAAGUCACUUUUAACUUUGAACACAGAUUCCUGCCUCCUGUUUACAUCUUAGUAUUCAUCAUUGGUCUGGCAGCUAAUGGAUGGGGACUGAAGUCUCUGCACCACAACUGGAAGAAACUGGGUAACGUCAACGUGUUUGUUCUCAACCUCGGGCUUGCUGAUAUUUUGUACCUGCUCACGCUCCCAUUUUUGGUGGUUUACUACUUCAUGGGGAGCAAAUGGAUCUUUGGAGAAGCAUUUUGCAAGAUGACAAGAUUCUGCUUCAACCUGAAUUUAUAUGGCAGCAUUGGGUUCCUGACUUGUAUAAGUGUGUACAGGUACCUGGCCAUUGUCCACCCAAUGAGAGCGAUGGGAAGAAUAACUGUGACCCACUCUGUGACUGUCUCAGUCAUGGUUUGGCUGCUGGUGAGUGUUCAAAGUCUUCCAGACAUGUUCUUCACCAAAACAUAUAGAAACACCACUGGAAAAUGCUACGACACCACCCAUAAGAUGUAUGUGGAGGAUUACCUGAGGUACAGCUUUGGAUGGACACUCACUGGAUUUUGUAUCCCACUCCUCAUCAUACUGGGCUGCUACGGACACAUGAUUGUCGUUCUCUGCCGCACAAAUACCAUCGACAAGAUAUUAAGUCCUGGAUGACCCACAACUUUCUUCUAUUGGCCAGGUCAAACCUGACCAUUGUCCACCCAAUGAGAGCGAUGGGAAGAAUAACUGUGACCCACUCUGUGACUGUCUCAGUCAUGGUUUGGCUGCUGGUGAGUGUUCAAAGUCUUCCAGACAUGUUCUUCACCAAAACAUAUAGAAACACCACUGGAAAAUGCUACGACACCACCCAUAAGAUGUAUGUGGAGGAUUACCUGAGGUACAACUUAGGAUGGACAUUCACUGGAUUUUGUAUCCCACUCCUCAUCAUACUGGGCUGCUUGUGAAUGACAUUGUCAGUUCUUUCAGUAUUGUCUUCUUUGCCCGAAUACUAGUUUUACUGUACCAUGCAUGUUGUCUGUUGAUUUAAAAGAGGAAAUAGCAACCACACAAACAAAUAUACACUGUUGUCAGGAUGCUAUAAAUAUCAUAGAGUAUUUAUCGUCAUUGCAAUCUCAUAUCCUUUUCGGCACAAUCUAAAUUACCACAUGCAUUUUGACAGCACUGAGAGUACAGCAGUUCAACAGGACCCAGGUUCUGCAUGUCAUGAUGUAUUAAAGCGUAAUUCCAGUUCAUGUCAAUAAUCUUAAUUUGAAUAACCUGCAGGUUAAACCAUUUUACACCUGAUUGCUGCUUGUGAUUCUUGCUCAGUUGGACCUCUUGUUGAUUUCCUGUGACGUGACCACACCCACAUAAUGCAGGAAUCCACUUUCCAUCCACUUUCUUUGCAUCUCUAAAGGUUCAAAUAUGACGCAUUUAAUCUCUUUCAGUAAUCACGAAAAUCUCCAUGUUGAACAGAAAGCCUUACUUAAAGAGGCCUAAAUGUCUUAGACCAUUCAAAGUGCCUGCUAUGUCACACACUGACGUGAGAGUUUGAGGGUUAACUAGGUUGGCACAGAAAUUCAUCUGACCACAAA
Scatophagus argus is the source of this 1752-nucleotide messenger RNA. Its product is annotated as P2Y purinoceptor 1-like. The coding region runs from base 173 to 832 and encodes 219 amino acids. Gene Ontology annotation, molecular function: neuropeptide receptor activity. The record is from RefSeq and is a predicted model, not a curated record. The transcript has 2 exons. Gene Ontology annotation, biological process: G protein-coupled receptor signaling pathway. NCBI's taxonomy places the organism in Eukaryota, Metazoa, Chordata, Actinopteri, Scatophagidae. Gene Ontology annotation, cellular component: membrane.